Messenger RNA from Quercus lobata, 885 nucleotides. RefSeq lists its product as uncharacterized. The record is from RefSeq and is a predicted model, not a curated record. The transcript has 2 exons. Lineage: Eukaryota; Viridiplantae; Streptophyta; Magnoliopsida; Fagales; Fagaceae. Bases 1 to 885 code for a protein of 294 amino acids. Gene Ontology annotation, molecular function: catalytic activity.
AUGAGUACUCUUAGUUGGAACUGUCGGGGGCUUGGGAACCACCGCAUAGUUCAGGCUCUGCGAAGUACCGUGGAGAAAGAAGUUCCCAUCUUAGUUUUCCUCAUGGAGACUAAGAUUCCAAGAAAACAACAACAUAAGAUGAAGGAAAUUCAGAAUUCCAUUGGCUUUACUCAAGGCUUGAUUGUUCCUAGUGAAGGUCAGAGUGGGGGUUUAGCCCUUCUUUGGAAACCUGAAACUUUUGUUAAUAUCAAGGGCUAUUCGAAGUGGUUUAUUGAUGCUGAGGUCAUCUGUGGUAAUGUGCAAGGGAGUUGGCGCUUCACAGGUUUUUAUGGUCAGCCAGAUACUAGUAAAAGGGAAGAAACUUGGCAAAUUCUGGAAUCAUUUGGUCACAGUAAUGUAUUACCUUGGCUUUGUAUUGGUGAUUAUAAUGAGAUCCUCAGGGCAAGAUAUACUUGGUCAAGACACUUUGAGAAUGGAGAUAGUGUGUGGGCUCGAUUGGAUCGUGCACUAGCAAAUGAGGAAUGGAUGAGGAAGUUUGCUAAUGCCAGAGUGGUCCAUAUAUCAACCAUAGAGUCUGAUCAUUGCAUGCUUUGCCUCCAGUGGGGUCAUGACACCAGGAACCGAAUGAACACAAGGAAGUUGUUUAGAUUUGAAGCCAUGUGGCUUCGUGAUCCUCGUUGUCCAGAGGUGGUUAGUGAUGCUUGGGAGCGUGGACUUUCACUCUCUUCGGGUUUUCCAAUUCACAAUUGCUUACAUUCUUGUAGGGAGGCUUUGAAACGGUGGAAUAAGCUUGAGUUUGGCCAUGUGGGGCGUCGUAUUUCAGCCUUACAAGCCCAUUUGCAACGGUUAGAGCAACAAUCCGAGCUUCAUGGUGAGGAUAUUUGA